AUGUCCUCCAACGGUACGGCACCGUCCAACACCGCGCCCACAAUGCGUGGCAGCGGCCGUGUCCUCGUGGCCUGCGACAGCUGCCGCCUGCGCAAGUCCCGCUGCGACGGAUUGCGGCCUCGCUGCAGCCACUGCGUCCAGUCCGGCCGCACGUGCUUCUACCGGCCGACACCGGCCGGCCUCGAGUCUGAUGCGUCCGUGCUGGCCCGUCUCGCCGACACGGAGGCGCGGCUGCAGGCAAUCGAGGACAAGAACCGCAUGCUUCUGGCGGCGUUUCCGGCGCUGUCGUCACCCCGGACUGUGGCCGCAAACGUACUGGCGACAAGUCAAGGCCAGGCCCGGAGUCCGCAGAGCAACCAAAAUCAGAGCCAGGAUCAGAGCCAGCUGGACCGCCAAAACGCCGACGCGUCCGACGACAGCACUCGCACGCCGCCGGAUCUGCACACGGCCGCCGCAUUCCAGCUGCUGACUCGCUGGCCGCGGCUGACGAUCAACAUGACCAUCCCCGGGCUCGACACGCAGACGUACCUGACGCGCUGCGACCAGGCCGACGCGCUGCUGGAGCGGGCUGGGAGCGAUGGUGCCCGCAAAAGCCUUGACACAGAAGACACCUAUGCGCCCUGGCAGGCCAUCCUGGCCCUCGAGCAGCUGUACGAUCCCAAUAUCUCGCAGAACCUACCCCUGGCCAUAGCAGCCCUGCUGGAGGCGGUGCCAUUGCUGCAGCGGGACCAUGUCCUGGCCAGCUUUGCUGCGAUCUUCCAUGGCAGGGACAACCGUCAAAGCCAGCCGGUGCCGUCCACCGAUGCCAUGGACGCCGACGUGGACCUUGUGGAGGAGGCGACCAUGGCGGCGGCCACACAGCUGCAGCAGUUUCACGGCGCUCGCGUCCACAGCCCGAACAACCACCACCACGACGAGCAGCUGCAUCAACAGCAUCAUCAUCAACAACAACAACAACAACAACAACAACAACAACAACAACGCCGCCCCGUCGGCCAGUCGCCGGCCAUCGACUACGACCGCAUGUCAUUCGCCCAGCUCCUGAUGUACUCCAUUGCUGCGCGCGUGUGCAUAGGCGCCAACGGGAAGGACACUCCGCACCGCCCACGCCAACGCACGCCCUUUGACCCGCCCUCGAACCAGUCGCUCAUGGCCAUGUCGGCACACACCUGCAGCCUGGCUCUCCAGAAGCUGUGGACGCUACAGGCGGGGCCAGCCGAAGUUCGCGUGCCGCUCGUGCUGUUCCUGGCCCAGUACCUGGCCGACUUUUGGGUGCGGCCGUUCCACGCGCGCGGACUGCUCCAGUCCAUCGAUCCAGCCAUCAAGCACAUGGCCAUGAUGCAGCCUGGCGAUCCACUGGUCACACUGUACGCACGGCUGCACUUUACUCUUGAGAGCGACAUCAUCACCGAACUCAACGGUUUCUGUACAUUGUCGAGCGCAGCCUUGCUCGCCAUGCCACCACUGGCGACGGCCAGCACCAGCUCAAUGGUUCCUGUGUCCUCUCUUCUCCAUGCCGCCUCACCUCCCACGCCAUCCGCGCCCGCGUCAGUAUCCACAUCCGCCUCACCGGACACCGAGAGCCACCAGCAGCACAACUCCCUUCAACGACCACCGCCACAUCGGUCACCAGCAUCCCAUGUCGAAAAUCAUGUCCGCCUGCGCAUCCUGCUCAACCGCAUCCUGCAUUUGCUCUAUAGCCCGACCAGGGCCUACGCCCAGCCACGUGAGCUCGCCGACAUCGUGGCGCGCCUGAGCGCCAGUCUGCGUACAUGGUAUCAGGCACAGCCGCCCGACCAGCAAUUCGUUCGCGAUGCCACUGUCUUUCGUAUCCACCAGCCGUCCACCACGACAACGACAACAACGAUGCCCUUCCGGCUGCGCGAGACCGCCCUGCGCUACUUUAGCUGCGUCUUUUUGCUCCACCGCCCCGUCCUCUACCUUUUCUUGCACAACGACCUGGAGAACUCCGACCAGCCGCCCGGCCACAUCCGCGCCCUGCACGUCGACCGCGAGCCCUGGGUCCUCGAGUCGUGCCGCGACUGCAUCGAGAGCGCCGCCCUCUUGAUUCAACUGUCGUUCCCAACGCCCGACGAGCGCGGCACGUCCGCCGGCACCGGCGGCGGGCUGUGCGUCGAAGACGUCUUCGGGUCGUGGUGCGGUCUGCAGAUGCUCUUUGCCGCCUACUUGAUUUUGCUGCAGGUCCGCGCCGUGCCCAGCCUGCGGCCCGUGUUCCGCAACGUGGGCGACGCGGACGCGCUGCUCGACAAGGUCGAGCGGGCGUUUGCGACGCACCCGGUGCACGGGUCGCUGGUGCUGGACACGAGCCUGGCCAUUCUGCAGGACGAGCGGCGCAACUUUGCCGCGGCGUCGCCCUAG
Messenger RNA from Sporothrix schenckii 1099-18, 2379 nucleotides. RefSeq lists its product as uncharacterized. The coding region runs from base 1 to 2379 and encodes 792 amino acids. The record is from RefSeq and is a predicted model, not a curated record. The transcript has 3 exons. NCBI's taxonomy places the organism in Eukaryota, Fungi, Ascomycota, Sordariomycetes, Ophiostomatales, Ophiostomataceae. Gene Ontology annotation, molecular function: DNA-binding transcription factor activity, RNA polymerase II-specific; zinc ion binding. Gene Ontology annotation, biological process: regulation of DNA-templated transcription.